This is a messenger RNA of Penicillium brevicompactum, 1875 nucleotides long. RefSeq names its product acyclic terpene utilization AtuA family protein. NCBI's taxonomy places the organism in Eukaryota, Fungi, Ascomycota, Eurotiomycetes, Eurotiales, Aspergillaceae. The transcript has 3 exons. The coding region runs from base 1 to 1875 and encodes 624 amino acids. The record is from RefSeq and is a predicted model, not a curated record.
AUGGUUAAUCAAAGCCGACCUAUUCGAAUUGCAGGUGCUUCGGGCUCUGCCUCAGACCGGCGUCAGGCCAUUGCGGAUUUUGCUCGUCACUAUCCCACUGACCCUAUCGAUGUCAUCAUUGCGGAUUUCAUGAGCGAGUUCAACAUGGCCACCUCCGCCGGGCGGCGCGUGGACCAGCAGACGGGCGGAACAGCUCCCGCUUAUGAACUAUCCUUCUUGGAGGCUCUGGAGCCGGCUCUCGAUGAUUUGGCCAAGUAUGGAAUUAAGCUUGCGGUGAACGCCGGCGUGACAGAUACAGAGGGUCUUUAUAAAGUGGUGACCCAAAUGGUGCAAGCAAAGAAACUCAAUUUGAAGAUUGCAUGGGUUUCCGGAGACGAAGUCCUCUCGACCAUUCAGAAAGGAGUGGCAUCUGGUACGGAAUUCCGCAAUGUCUACUCAGGCGAGCGAUUGGCAGAUUGGUCUUUCGAGCCCAUCUAUGCUCAGUGCUACCUCGGCGGUCUUGGAAUCGCGGCUGCAUUUGCCGAAGGGGCUGAUAUUGUGCUUUGUGGCCGGGUAUCGGACGCUUCGCCUGUGAUUGGGGCUGCUUACUGGUAUCAUGGUUGGCAGCGCGAUGAGCUUGACAAGCUGGCCAAUGCGUUUGUGGCGGGUCAUCUCAUCGAGUGCAGUAAUUAUGUCUGCGGCGGCAACUUCACAGGCUUCAAGGAGCUGGAACACGCAGGUGAUGGCUGGUCGAACAUCGGCUAUCCUAUCGCUGAAAUAUCUGCUGAUGGUGAUGUGGUGAUCACCAAGCAGGCGCAUUCCACCAGUGGUGCAGUCACCGUUGAUACUUGCACAUCGCAACUGUUGUAUGAGAUUCAAGGACCCUGGUAUUAUAACUCAGACGUCACUGCGGUCCUCGACGGGAUCCAUUUCUCUCAGCAAGGUAACAACCGUGUGGCAGUCCACGGGGUUAAAUCAAGCCCCCCUCCACCCACCACGAAGGUUGGAAUCACCGCUCGGGGCGGGUUCCAGGCCGAGGCAUGGUGGUUCUUGACCGGUCUCGACAUCGAGGCCAAGGCGCGCAUGAUGGAAGCUCAAAUUCGUCGGUCGCUAGCUCCCUUCUCCGACCGAUACACAUCUCUCAAUUUCGAUCUGUUGGGCUCAUCGCUCUCCGACCCGCAUGAUCAAAAUCGAGCCACUGUUCCACUGCGUAUAGUCGUGCAGGCUCGACGAGAGGAGGACCUUGCACCCACGCGCUUCCUCAAGCCAAUCACCGAUAACAUCAUGCAGGGGUACCCCGGUGCCACCUGUCAUUUGGAUAUCCGUCAAGGAUUCCCGCGUGCGUUGUUCGAGUACUAUGUCAGCUUGCUGCCGCAGUCUGCAGUGAAACACCGUAUCCACUUGCCCUGGAAGCCCACGGCGACGCAGAUAGUGGAUAUCCCACCGCCACCACAGACCAAGACGUACCCACCACGACAGCCCUCACAACCCUCCACUCACAUCGAUGGGUCUCUUGAUCUGGCUCGCGACUUUGGUCCGACGACCCGCGGCCCACUAGGCUGGAUCGUCCAUGCUCGGUCUGGAGACAAGGGCGCUGAUGCCAACUGCGGGUUCUGGGUACGCCAUCGGGAUGAAUAUCAGUGGCUUCGGGCACUGCUCUCUGUUGACACGGCGCAGGAGUUGCUGGGCGAUACCGGGCGCAACAACCCGCAACUAGCCGUUGAACGCUUUGAACUACCCAGCUUGCAUGGAGUGCAUUUCCUCUUCCGUAAUCUAUUGGACCGUGGAGUGGGCGUUACCACCACGGUGGACUUCUUAGGGAAGAAUGUGGCGGAAUAUCUGCGGGCGCGGCACGUCGAUCUUCCGGUGCGGUUCUUGAACCGCGGAAAGCUGUAG